AUGUCUCGUGGACAUCGUCAGUCAGAGAGCAGUUUUGGCCCGGAUGCGAAUGAUUCAGAUGAAUUCGAGGAUGACGAUGACUUCAUUGAGAAAGACGAAGAGGAUGAAGACGACGAUGAAGAUGAUGAAGAAGAGGCUGCACGAGAAGAGACAGAAGAACAAGCGACUAUUCAGCUUGAGAAAGCCAAAGUAAGUCUUAGUUUUUCAGGGAAGUGGAGAAAGUUCGGUGACCUUGAUUGA
Echinostoma caproni is the source of this 240-nucleotide messenger RNA. NCBI's taxonomy places the organism in Eukaryota, Metazoa, Platyhelminthes, Trematoda, Plagiorchiida, Echinostomatidae. The record is from the annotation of a GenBank genome assembly.